UGACCAAUCAACAACUGCAGUUGUCCGCUCAAAUUUGAACCGUUUGAAACGUUAGAAGCUGGUAGCUAGUUUGCGUCGUUGUUGCAUUUCGGCUUGCCUGCGAACGGUACCCUAUUCUAUGCACCAACUGCAAGCACCCGGGCUGUGCCGCCGGGGAAAGCCGAGUCGCUGUGCUUAGCAAGAACUGUUUGCUAAAGUUUGGGCGUUGCAAACUUUCCUUUCUCCAAUGUCUUUUCCAAAGGCACCCCGUUUCACUGCGAACAACGCAGAUGAUGUGCCUCCAGUUGGCUCCUACAACUUGCCUUCGGAAAGCCACACACCUGCGCCCAAGUUUUCUAGUGCGAGCAGGUUUCGCGACAGCAAUGCGACCAGCUUUUCAACGCCUGGUGGUUCUUUUCGCUUGCCACCUGUACCUCUGCAUGCCUCCAAAGAACUUUUGAAGCGCAGAAUGUCUGAAAUGGCCCAUCACCUGGAGGAAAGAGACACUCUUAUAGCACAGCUUCGAGUCAGCAAAGGGAAGCUCUCAACCCGUGUGACCCAGCUGGAGCAACUUCUGAGAGGCCUCUCGCGGAAGGUGUCAUCCAGAAAUGAAACCUUGCACAGUUCAAGGAAACUGAAAAGCAGCGAGUCUUCACUGACAAGGCCGCAAGAUAUAGAAGCGGCGCAAGCUAUAUUAAAGGAGUUAGGUGAAGCUGAUGCGGCAGAAACCUUUUCUGAAGUCCGGCUGUCAAAAGGAACACAAGAACUCAAGGAGGAGCUCAAUGAUAUGAUUGACAAUAUGAAUGCUGAUGAUGCCAAGGCCAACAACACAGGCUCCAUCUUGACAAGCACAUCUUCACAAACUGAUUUCUUGGAUGCUCAUGGACAAGAAAAUGCAAGCUGUUGUCAGCAAGAAAUUGACAGGCUGGCACAGAUAAUGACAGAAAAAGAAGAAUUAGAGAAGAAUGUUGUAGAAAUUCGCUUAGAAAAGUCCUCUCUUCAAGAAAAAAUAGAAGAUACUGAAGCAAAGUUUAGUGAACUUCAUCUUCAAGUGCUACAUUAUAAAGAAGAAUGUGCAAUGAAGCAGGCGGAAAUGGAGAAAUUGGUCGUUGAAUAUGAUGUGCUGAAAAAUGAAGCACGCUCAUUGAUUGAUGACAAAAAAGAGCUCACUGCAAUCGUGGACCGCAUGAAAGCUGAGAAACAAGAACUGGAAAAGGAGCUAGCAGAAGCUUGCGCAAAGGAGUCUUCUAUGGUAGCAAGUAUUGAAAACAUGGAGGCCACACAAGCUAAACUACAGGACGAGCUUGUAUGCAAGAAAGAGGAGACUACUGAUCUACAGUCUCAAGUCGAUCAGUUUGUUCUUGAAAAUAACCUGCUGAAGAACGAAGCACAGUCUCUGAUUGAUUCAAAGCAAGAGCUCCUUGCAACAGUUGAGCAGAUGAAGGCAUAUCAGCAAGAGUUGGAGGAGAAGAUGGCACAAACUUAUGAACAGAAGUUCUCUCUGGAAGUAAGAACAGAGAAUCUUGAGACAGAGGUUUCUGAGCUACAUCGUGAGCUCUUACGCCAUAAGCAGGAAAACACUGACAUGCUGACACAAGUUGAACAACUUCUCCUUGAAAACGAUAUUUUGAAAAGGGAGGCACAGUCCGUAGAUGACUGUAAGCAAGAGCUUAGUGCACUUAGUAGUACUCUCUCUCAUGUGAAAUUGGAAAAAGAAGAGAUUGAAAAAAAGGUGGUAGAGCUUCAUUUGGAGAAAGCAACAAUAGAAAAUAGACUGGAAACCCUUACAGCCAACUUUGACAAGCUUCACUAUGAAUCCAUGCAACAUCAGGAGGAGAAAACAGUGCUGAUGACCAAAUUGAACCAAGUUUCGGAAAUGAAUGAAGCCCUGCAAUCGAAACUUGACGAAGCUUUCUGUGAAGUAGCUGAGCUUAAGUCUUCAGUGGCCCAUCUGCAUGAUGAAAUUUCUUUUCAUGAGCAGCUGAAGCAGGACAUGCUAGAGCAACUGGAUAGCUAUGGCGAUGUGCUAACACUCAAAACAAGCCUGGAAGAGAAACUUGCUUCAGCACUUGUUGAAGUUGACAGCCUUCAGAGUAGCAACGUGAAAUUCAGCAGGGAAAUUAUCACACUGGAGGAUGCAAACAGAGCAGCAAGAAAUGAUAUUGCAAAGCUGCUGAAAGAAAAAGAACAACUUGAAGAAAUCAUUCAGUCAUGCCAUGAAGUUAGGGAAGAAGUAGAAGUAAAGCUUUCAGAUGCCACCCACAAUCUUGGUAUCUUGAAAGAAAAGGCAGACUUCUUGUCUUGUGAAAACCUUCGCCAACGUGAAGUGCUGACUAACUAUGCUCGGCAGCUUGAAGAUGCUGUGCUUCGUGCGGACAGGUACAAAUGUGUAUGCAGUGAACUUGACAGGCAGAAGAGGGAGCUGCGUGACCAACUGAAGCAGCUGUCAGAAGAACUAACACAAGUUAAGAAUGAGAUGCAAGUGGCCCAAGAAUUUCACGAGAUGAUGGUGUCUAGGCUAUCAUCGUGGCUGUCUUUAGAGAAUAUUCUUUCUUCAAAUUGGGAUAUUCACGCAAGGCAAAUAAGCAACCUAACUGAGCAGCUCAACUCAAUGGCAGCAGAUGCUGAGAGAUGGAAGGCAAGCUUUGAAGCUCUGCAGAUGAGAGUUGCACCAUUCCAGGAGCAGUUGGAGCUAUACGAGAUGGAAAAGGAGCUUCUUGAGAAGAGGAAUGAAGCAACGGAAAGUGAGCUCUCCAAGCUCUACAGGAAGGUCUCUGAAAUGAUGGGGCACCAAAAUCAUAAACAAAAGAUCCACUACCUGAGCAACCUUCUGGAAGAGCAGCAUAAGUCUAGGAAGGAGCUGCACAUUCUCAGAGAAAAGAACCUCAAGCAGACGAAAGAAAUCGCCAUGCUGCAAGUGCAACUCCACAGCCAGAAAAUGAAACAAGGACAAAAAGGCACGCUCAACCAAACAGCAAAAGAAAACGUGCUGCCCAAGCCUCCUAUGUGACAACUUUUCCAAGAAUAUUUUCUUAUAUUUUGUAUAUUUUUUAUCAAAAUAUAUUUUAUCACUGACGUAUGAUGGCAUUUACAAAUGUGGUUAAAAAUGUAUUUUUAACAACAUCCUUCAUUCAUAAUAUCACCGUCAUCAUUUUCUAAUCCUCUUAAAAUAAAUGUAGCCUCUUGUAAAUGUAACUGUAGCAAACUAUAAAUGAAAUAAAUUUAUACUCCAUAGUUAUUAUGCUUAUGUCCUUGAUCAUCGAUAUGCUGAAUAAAGGCUGAAUUGCUGUGCUGAA
Molecule: messenger RNA, 3275 nt
Organism: Rhipicephalus microplus (southern cattle tick)
Lineage: Eukaryota; Metazoa; Arthropoda; Arachnida; Ixodida; Ixodidae
Molecular function (GO): hyaluronic acid binding
Source: RefSeq, a predicted model, not a curated record